AUGGCGGAUAUCAAAGCAGUAGUUGGUCUCUCAUGGGAACCAAAGAUUCCGAAUUUUUCAUCGGAAACCAAAACUGGACUUACAGUUGAUGCAAAACCUCAAGAAACCAAUCACCUUUGGAAACCCGCCACACAGCUUGUGGAUGGCCUCUUUGUGCCACCAAAUAACCCCAAAACGCUGAACAAGUUGCAGAGGAAGCAACUCAAAGACACGACUGGCUCGAAUUGGUUUGACAUGCCUGCACCAACCAUGACCCCAGAGUUGCAGAAAGAUCUCCAAUUACUCAAGGUACGUGCGGUACUAUAG
Molecule: messenger RNA, 306 nt
Organism: Rosa chinensis
Lineage: Eukaryota; Viridiplantae; Streptophyta; Magnoliopsida; Rosales; Rosaceae
Exons: 2
Coding region: 1-306 (101 amino acids)
Biological process (GO): RNA processing
Cellular component (GO): nucleolus
Molecular function (GO): RNA binding
Source: RefSeq, a predicted model, not a curated record